AUGGCCUUCAGCUCUGGAUUCUCGAAGAUGGCAUCAAUCUUCACCCUCAUCUUUGGCUUGCUGGUGUGUCUGGGCGCCGCUUCUCCCACAGAGGUCCUGGCACCCAUCGUCACCGAGGACUCUGUCGGUGGGCGCAUGAGAACCAGGAAGCGCGACGAAACCGGCUCCACUGCAGGUAAAGCGACACUGUACAACGCAUGCCCGUUCACCGUCUACAGCACCAUUGUCCACGGCACUGGAGCCGGCGACACGGGCGCACUGGAAGAGGUGUACCAAACUCUCGAGCCCGAGGAGAGCGUCUCGCACUCCUUCGAGCAUGACGCUGAGGUGGGCGUCAGCUGGAAGAUCUGGCGCGAAGACACGGACAACACGUCGCCCGUGCAAUUCGAAUACACGUGGAUCCAAGGGUCCAAGCGCACUUGGUACGACCUCAGCAUGAUCGAUGCUGGUGAGGCAGAGUGGUUGGAGGAUUCUGAUGAAGAAAUCGUGGCCGACGAGGGCGGCUAUGAGGAUUAUACCGGUGACAUUGCGAUCAAGUACUCGUUCCAGGAGUACGGGAUGACUCUGAUCCCGCAGGUUGAUGGCAAGGAGGUCGCCGAUGGCAACUGUCUUAGCGUCAAGUGUGCGGCUGAUGAGGAAUUUUGUACCGCCGCGUACAACACCUCGGAUGAUUGGGGCCAACAACAUGAUUGCGAGGAUAGUGUUGACCUGAAGCUGGUCUUGUGUGGUUGA
This is a messenger RNA of Capronia coronata CBS 617.96, 732 nucleotides long. RefSeq lists its product as uncharacterized. Bases 1 to 732 code for a protein of 243 amino acids. The record is from RefSeq and is a predicted model, not a curated record. The transcript has a single exon. NCBI's taxonomy places the organism in Eukaryota, Fungi, Ascomycota, Eurotiomycetes, Chaetothyriales, Herpotrichiellaceae.